Microcebus murinus (gray mouse lemur) is the source of this 3693-nucleotide messenger RNA. The record is from RefSeq and is a predicted model, not a curated record. NCBI's taxonomy places the organism in Eukaryota, Metazoa, Chordata, Mammalia, Primates, Cheirogaleidae.
GGGCCAUUUGAGUUGGGACGGCCGGGUUGCGAGUAUCUCAGUGCCGAGCCUGCGGUGCUGAGGAGAAGCCCUGUCAGGCUCUCGCAGUUAGGAGAACUCGGCAGGGCCGGGUGAGAGGAGCGGGCUCCUCCGGCAGGAGACAGUGGGGAGCCCGGGUGUAGUGGGCUGAGGCCUGGCCCGGUGGGGCAAGGCCGGCUCCUCCGGAAAGUGGAGCUCAGGUCCUCGGACAGCGCCCGGAGCGACUGAGCGCGGCGUGAAACAGCGGAGAACGACAGAGAAUGAAAGAGGGGAUGGUGGGGACGACCGGGCCCUGGCUAGGCGCUCAGCAGAUGCCUGCUAGGAGAGGCGUGGGAUAUGCUUACACGUUACCCAUCACCGUGAGGGGCCUUUCUCGAGUGUCCUUUAAUCCCUGUGACAACCACUGAGAGACUUUUGCGUCCGGGUUCGCUUCCUUCCUGACCUUCCCGCCUCGCUCUCCCCCUUCCUCAGCCCACCACGAUCGUUCCCACCGUUACACUUGCUGCUGCUUCUGCCUGGAGGGACCUUCCUCCGGAUUUUUCCUGGCUCGCUUCCUGUCGCCGGUUUCACCGAAAAUGGCACUUCCUCAGAGCCCUUUGCACUGUGACAGCCCCAAUUCGUCUCGUUUGUUUUUCCUUGUCUGUCUUGCCCUCUGGAAGAUAAGCUCCACAAAGGCAGGGACCUGUGGGUCCUGCUCGCCCGCAUCCCCAGUGCCUUGCAUGCAGUAGGCGCGCGACAGAUGCCUAGCAAACCAAGUGGCUUAGGACUUGGGCUUCCGCUCUGCCUCCCCGUUCUGUGGGUCAAGAGGGGCGUCAGUGUGUGUAGCAGGGAAGAUCGGGGAGGCUGAGCUUCGUUCCGGUUAGAAAUUCCGGCCCAAGAAGUGAGGGGGCCACUGCUCAGCUCACAGCGCCUCGGCCCCGAGGGCGGCUCGUCACCCAAGUCUGGUCUUGAAGCUGGGGCUGAGUUGGCGGCCAGGUCUUCAGUCCGCCCGCGCUGCUCCGGCCGCGCCACCUUAAGGCGCGCCACCUUAAGGCGCGCACGUCCCGCCCGGCCUCCACCAAGCCGCGUUCACCGGGUCCCGGCCUCCGCUGCGCGCCCCGCACGCCCCUUCCCGGCUUCCCCCGCGCACCGACGCGGGGCUUCCUGGGCCAGGGCGGGGCUGGCGAGCUGUGGCCCGGAACCGGGGAGCUGGACCUCCGCCUUCCCGGCCAGAGCUUCCCGGCGCCGGUCCCGGAGCGCCAUGGAGCCCCGGGCGGUUGCGGAAGCCGUAGAGACAGGGGAGGAAGACGCGAUUAUGGAGGCUCUGCGGAUAUACAACCAGGAGCACUCCCAGAGCUUCACGUUUGACGAUGCCCAACAGGAGGACCGGAAGAGACUGGCGGAGCUGCUGGUCUCCGUCCUGGAGCAGGGCUUGCCACCCUCCCACCGUGUCACCUGGCUUCAGAGUGUCCGAAUCUUGUCCCGGGACCGCAGCUGCCUAGAUCCCUUCACCAGCCGCCAGAGCCUGCAGGCACUGGCCUGCUAUGCUGGCAUCUCUGCCUCUGAAGAAUCUGUCACAGAGCCCCCGGACAUGGAUGUUGUACUUGAGUCCCUCAAGUGCCUAUGCAACCUCGUGCUCAGCAGCCCCAUCGCACAGAUGCUGGCAGCAGAGGCCCGCCUGGUGAUGAAGCUGGCAGAGCGUGUGAGCCUGUACCGUGAGAGGAGCUUCCCCCACGACGUUCAGUUCUUUGACUUGCGGCUGCUCUUCCUGCUGACAGCCCUGCGCACUGAUGUGCGGCAGCAGCUGUUUCAGGAGCUGAAUGGAGUUCGCUUGCUGACUGACACACUGGAGCUGACGCUGGGGGUGACUCCUGAAGAGAGUCCCCCCAAGCUCCUUCCUCCCCAAGAGACUGAGCGAGCCAUGGAGAUCCUCAAAGUGCUCUUCAACAUUACCUUCGACUCUGUCAAGAGGGAGGUGGAAGAGGAAGACGCUGCCCUUUACCGGUAUCUGGGCACCCUUCUUCGGCACUGUGUGAUGGUUGCUGCUGCUGGAGACCGCACAGAAGAGUUCCAUGGCCACACAGUGAACCUUCUGGGCAACUUACCCCUGAAUUGUCUGGACAUCCUCCUCACCCUGGAGCCACACACAGGCUCCCUGGAGUUCAUGGGAGUGAAUAUGGAUGUGAUUCGUGUCCUCCUUGGCUUCCUAGAGAAGCGUUUGCACCAGACGCACAGGCUGAAGGAGAGCGUGGCUCCCGUGCUGAGCGUGCUGACGGAGUGUGCCCGCAUGCACCGCCCGGCCAGGAAGUUCCUGAAGGCCCAGCUGCCUCCCCAGGUGCUGCCCCCACUGCGGGAUGUGAAGACCCGGCCUGAGGUUGGGGAGUUGCUGCGAAACAAGCUCGUCCGCCUCAUGACGCACCUGGACACAGACGUGAAGAGGGUGGCUGCCGAGUUCCUGUUUGUCCUGUGCUCUGAGAGCGUGCCCAGGUUCAUCAAGUAUACAGGUUACGGAAACGCUGCUGGCCUCCUGGCUGCCAGGGGCCUCAUGUCAGGGGGCCGGCCCGAGGGCCAGUACUCAGAGGAUGAGGACACAGACACAGACGAGUACAAGGAAGCCAAGGCCAGCAUAAACCCAGUGACCGGCAGGGUGGAGGAAAAGCUGCCUAACCCCACGGAGGGCAUGACGGAGGAGCAGAAAGAGCACGAGGCCAUGAAGCUGGUGGACAUGCUUGACAAGCUCUCCAGGCACAGAGUCAUCCAACCCAUGGGGAUGAGUCCCCGGGGCCACCUUACAUCCCUGCAGGACGCCAUGUGCGAGACUAUGGAGGGGCAGCUCUCCUCAGACCCUGACUCGGACCCUGACUGAGGAUGUCAGCUGUUCUGCUCCCCCAUCAGAACUGGUGCUGCUUCUGGAAACUUGCUUGGGGCUGCAACCCCAGGAAGCCACAUGCGGCCGGCCACACGGCUCCACGCCCCUCCCUCCAAGCUGGAGACCUUUUCUCUUUACUUCCAAGGUUCUGUUUGUGAUCUGCCUCUGGUCCAGUUUCUUAUCUCUAGGACUGUGAUGAUCUUUUUCUGCUAUAACUCUGGGCAGGCAGCCUUGAUUUCCACAGAUGAAGUACUUUCUUUCACAUGUGCCAAGAGGAAUGUGUGCAGAAGCUGCUACCUAAGGGCAGGGCCUACCUAGACACACAGAUGAGAGUGCAUAUAGGGGGGUAUGGGCUGAGUGUGGGCACAUGUAGAUGCAAGACAUCUGAGGUUGGAGCACUGGCCCAGAGCCAGUAUGUUGGGGCAUGUGCAUUUUACAAGGAAAAAGAAUCUGCUGGAACUUUAUAUAUGAAUAUGUCAAACACCCACUUCCAAGGUAUGCUCUGUUUCUGUCCCCACUGAGCACAGGGCUGGUAGCCUCUUCUAUGUUCUUGGUCCUGGCGUAGCCACCCACUGUUGUAUCCACAGCACAUGGGUUCUUGCUGAUUGUGGCAGUUAAAUCUCAAUCCUUCCACUGGCUUAGUCUAUAAAUACUUACAUGAAGGAAAGUGCCGCUUGUGCAAACAUAGUACAUUGAGAUUUCUAUUGUGCACUACAAGUAGCCACAGAAACAUCAUCCUGGAAUAAAGAGUUUGGGGCAAGAAUGUGCAUGUGUGAAUAUAUGUGUAAAAUAGCAAGUAAAGAAACUUGAAGUAGACUAGAAACUAA